GAACGGUCGUGUUGUGAUGACGUCGGUCAACAGUGAUGUGAAUACAUCGAAGAUUAAGUUCAGUGUGGACAGUAUAUUAGGUACUAAUGAUCCUCCUCCUGCUGCGGAACCGAGGAGUGAGCCACCAUGCGCUGGCUGCGUGGCGGCGUUGUAUAGAUGCUGUAGGGAGGAACCGCCCCUGCUUCAGCUGCAGCUGCCAAUGCCGUACGCGCAUUUGCACCCCGCCUUAAGACCUACAUCCGCCAUGUACCGCCUACCGCUUCCUUCCCCCCCGCACCAGAGUUCCGCGCGCUGUGACGUCACUUCCACCGGGAAACGGAAGCGCUCGUGGUCGCGCGCGGUCUUCAGCAACCUGCAACGGAAGGGCCUGGAGAGGAGGUUCCAGAUACAGAAGUAUAUCACUAAACCUGACAGGCGGCAGCUGGCGGCUACGCUGGGGCUGACGGAUGCACAGGUGAAAGUAUGGUUUCAAAACCGACGUAUGAAAUGGCGGCACACUAAAGAGGGCAGAUCUGGCCUCAGUUCUGUGGGCUCUGUGCGAGACCCUGACUCCACCGCCAAUGAGGACAACGAAGAUAUCGAUGUGGAUACACUGAGCGACUGAACCAGAGAUAUUGAGAGCAGAGAAAUUGACUCGACU
Molecule: messenger RNA, 640 nt
Organism: Aricia agestis (brown argus)
Lineage: Eukaryota; Metazoa; Arthropoda; Insecta; Lepidoptera; Lycaenidae
Gene: H2.0
Product: H2.0-like homeobox protein
Exons: 3
Coding region: 17-604 (195 amino acids)
Biological process (GO): regulation of DNA-templated transcription
Molecular function (GO): DNA-binding transcription factor activity, RNA polymerase II-specific; sequence-specific DNA binding
Source: RefSeq, a predicted model, not a curated record